AAUGUCAUAUCAAAUUGCUUUUCUGUUUUGAUUUUAUUUUAUUUUAUAAAAAAAACCUAUAUACUAUUUUUAGUGUAUCAGCAUUCGUAGCAUUUACAGAAGUUUGUCAGUUUUAGCCUUGUUAAUGGAUAAUGCACAAUACACAUUUUCUGUUUUCAAAUAUGAUUGAGUGAAUUUGGAUUAAUGGGAUAAAAAUCUAAACCCAAAAAGAAAAAAAUCUGUCAACUACUAGCAUUCAUGUUCUAAAACCCACAUGAUUUCCAUACAACUACAGAACACAAAUGAGGAUAUAUUUAAUUUUAUCUGAUAAUUUUUGUCCGUCCAUUGAAAGUCCAUGCAACCAAAACGUUUACACAUCAAAAUGUACGUAAAAGUAAUCUGUAUACAUUUAAGUGAUUAAUCCAAGUCCUCUGAAUUCAUUUUGGGGGGAACUAUUCUUUACAUUUUGUUUGUACAUGCUAGUACUGUAAAAAAGUCUUAAAGGGAUGGUUCAUCCAAAAAUCAACUAAAAUAACUAGCUUCCAGGAAGGCGGCCUAUGCAAGUCGAUUUACGCCAAAAGAGUAACACUUGACAAUGUAUGAUGUAGGAGUAGCAUAAGCUUUGGUGCCUUUCAUGGUUGAAACAAACAGGGAUGGGGAACAAACUCAUGCUCCUCUGACAUUUCUCUUUAAAAAAUGUCUCUUUAAAAAAAAAAAAAGGAUUUGCUCUAUCCUCUGUGCUUCCGCGUUCAUCAUUAUGUUGUGCGUCAGGUCAAGUGUUACUCUUGCGUACGACCGUCUGCUGGAAGCUAGUUAUUUUAGUCCAAGUUUUAAAUAUGGAAUUUUUUUUCUUACACAAAUGUAAAUAGCAGUGGCUUUACUUCAGAAGGUCUUUAUUAACCCACCCGAGCCAUGUGGAGCAUUUUUAUCAUGGAUGGAUGCGCUUUGAUGGACUUUGAUGGAGAAAAAUAUAAAGCCAUUCACUGCCGCUAGAGAGCUUGGAAGAGCCAGGACAUUUUAUAUAUAGCUCCAAUUGUAUUCGUCUGAUUCAUUUUUGGGCGAACUAUCCCUUGACCAUUAGUCCCCACACACCAUCAUAGAAUCUGGGAUUACAUGAAUGGACAGCAUAAAUUCAUAGAAGGACUAUGAAGAACUAUGAGAACUCCAAAAUGCUUGAAAUACCUUAAAUGCAGUACUGUGAAAAGUUUUAGGCAUUUACUCUUUAUUUUUUCCUGUUCUUCACGGUGGUCAUGGUUUAACAAUGAUAGUCACCCGCAGGGCAAGUGGUGUCACAGUUUAAGACAUACAGCCUUAACUCAGGAUGCAUCCGGACCUGUCACCCCAUCUGCAUUCUGACGAGUGCAAUCAGUUUAUAACACUUCUCAAACAGUGCCACAAAGAGCAUAACGUCCUCAGGUUCUUUGGGACAUGUAAUGAUAUGGACCGUGCAAUGCGUGAUUGUCUCAAGAAAGAGUAUAUCACAAAGAGGGAACGCAGCAAGGCCCAUGCUGAAGAAAUGAGACGCCGUUUAAAUGAACAACCAAAAGAGCUUCCCUAAUAUUAAGAUGGAUUCCUUGGAGUACAGACCUAUGGCGACUGGAAAUGGCUUCUGGUGCUUUAAAUCUGGAAGACAUUUCUCUGAGGAUAUGUAGAUUAAAUUAAAUAAAUGUAUUUAUUAUACACCUUGCAGUAAAUGAGGCAACAGAGCGAUUUAAUGAUGUUUAAUUACAGGUGGCUAGUUUGACUUGUGAAUUUACAGCUCCUACUUAAAAUUUGAGCUGUAUGUUCCAAAAAUGUGGCCUACUACUUAUCUAGAAAGUGGUUCUGAAAUGAUGUCAAAAUUGUGAUUUAAAUUCCAAUUAAAAAGUUUUUUUUUUUUUAAACAA
Pimephales promelas (fathead minnow) is the source of this 1865-nucleotide messenger RNA. The record is from RefSeq and is a predicted model, not a curated record. NCBI's taxonomy places the organism in Eukaryota, Metazoa, Chordata, Actinopteri, Cypriniformes, Leuciscidae.